This is a messenger RNA of Megalobrama amblycephala (Wuchang bream), 14191 nucleotides long. It is a transcript of the gene npas2, whose product is annotated as neuronal PAS domain protein 2. The record is from RefSeq and is a predicted model, not a curated record. The transcript has 22 exons. Gene Ontology annotation, cellular component: CLOCK-BMAL transcription complex; nucleus; cytoplasm. Gene Ontology annotation, biological process: regulation of transcription by RNA polymerase II; circadian regulation of gene expression. Gene Ontology annotation, molecular function: protein dimerization activity; DNA-binding transcription factor activity, RNA polymerase II-specific; RNA polymerase II cis-regulatory region sequence-specific DNA binding. Bases 7433 to 9982 code for a protein of 849 amino acids. Lineage: Eukaryota; Metazoa; Chordata; Actinopteri; Cypriniformes; Xenocyprididae.
UAGAUCUAUUACAGUUAUUCACCAUAUAUAGUACGGAAACUUUCUGUAAACCAAUUAACAGUUUUUCACCGCAGCAUUUUUACAGUCUUUUACUGUUAAAAUCACGGUAAUUUUUUACAGUGUAGAGUUUUGCAUCUGUAGUGAUUUAUGGUCUAAAAUAAUAAUAUUAAUAUUUGGUAUUAAUAUUAGCAUUGAGUUUUUGGUCACACAUCACCUAAGGUGAGUGUGAGAGUGUCAGACGAUUGCUCCUUAUUAUGGGGCACCAGCCAAGGAAUUUCACCUUGACAGUAAAGAACAAACAUGGAAGAUUGUUGACUAAAUUAGAAUGAUAUAAAUUGGAGAAAGUUUGUCAUCUGAUAAAUCUGAAGGAUUUGUAACAUAUUGUUAACUUGUAGUGCCUCUUACUGUAUUAUCAACACAAGGAAGACACAAGUGUAAUAAAAGGAUUUUAUUAACAAAAGGAUAGACAAGAGUAACUAACAACUACUGAAUGGAUAAAUUGCAAAAAGAUUGAUAAAUGCAAGUGUAUGAGCUGGAUGUUGCUAUGGCGGUUACAAGUUACCUUAUGGAAAAAUAAACUAGUUUCUCUAGAAUAAAUACAACCCAAACCAAAUUCUGAAUUCAACAAAUAAAUCGAGAGAUUUAUUUGCUGAUAUCAGGUAUGCAAAAUCUAAUGCAAAUUAGAUAAUCAUAUACUGACAAUAUACACUAAUGCCAAGGUCUCUGGAGAGGUUUGGUAAAGUGAUAUUUAUGCUUGGUCUUGCUGAAUCCGAGGGGGACGUCUCCAUCUAUUGACCAGGGCAGGUUUGCAGUUGGAAGAAAGGAGUUGGAAUCAGUUUCACCACCUUGAACACAAUGUACUUGAACGUUGAACUCCUGAAGCACAGAGAAGGUCCUUUUCCUGGAACACACAGAAGAAGAAGCCUUGAAGACAGAAGUUCUGAUGUGUGUGCAGAUGAUCCUUAUUCUCUGUAACAUGUAGAUGGAAGGAUCUUUUAAAGUCAGUGCAGAUCCGAGCAGUCUGGAACACGCAGAUCUGGAGGAUCUCUGAUGAGAGGAUUUUGAAGUUGGUGCAGAAGAUAUUUUGAAGAUGGGGGCUAAGCUUCUCUUCGCUGUCUCCAUUGCAGUUUUCAAACUCCACAAAUUCACUUCUUGCAGAACUUCCUUUGUUUCUCUCUUUAGAGCUUUAGAGUCUUGAGCGAGCAACUCGUAAAGUUGGACUUAGCUUAGCACAUCUUGGGACCGGAACCUUGAACCAGGACUGGAACUGGAACUGGAGCCUGGAACCAGAACAGGAAUCUGCAGCAACCCAGAAACUGGAACAAUUCUCUGUCUCAGAGAAAAGCCAUUUAAUCUCUCAUGAGAAGGAGGGGCUUGCAAAUUAGCACCUUUUAGAUCCAGUGUUUUGAUUGGCUGAUGCUGUCAGAGGUGGCCAGUGUAUAGCCUCUCUUUAUGUGAGGUUCAUUUGCAUAGCUUAAAGUUCAUGUUUAGAACAAUGUCAAAGGUUUUUCCUAUGCAUAAUUCACUUUCCAAACCAAUUUCAGAUUAACUUAGGCACUAUGCUGAAAACAUAGCCCAAACAUCAUUGGGUUAUGCAUUCAUGUACAGUGCAUCUGGAAAGUAUUCACAGUGCUUCACUUUUUCCACAUUUUAUGUUACAGCCUUAUUCCAAAAUUGAUUAAAUUCAUUAUUUUUCUUAAAAUUCUACAAACAAUACCCAUAAUGACAACAUGAAAGAAGUUUCUCCCAUUCGUCUUUGCAGGACCUCUCAAGCUCCAUCAGGUUGGAUGGGGAAUGUCGGUGCACAGCCAUUUUCAGAUCUCUCCAAAGAUGUUCAGUCAGGUUCAAGUCUGGGCUCUGGAUGGGCCACUAAUGGACAUUUACAGAGUUGUCCCAUAGCCACUCCUUUGUUAUCUUGGCUGUGUGCUUAGGGUCGUUGUCCUGUUGGAAGAUGAACCUUCGCCCCAGUCUGAGGUCCAGUGCUCUCUGGAGCAGGUUUUCAUCAAGGAUGUCUCUGUACAUUGCUGCAUUCAUCUUUCCCUCAAUCCUGACUAGUCUCCCAGUUGCUGCCGCUGAAAAACAUCCCCACAGCAUGAUCCUGCCAUCACCAUGCUUCAUUGUAGGGAUGAUAUUGCUGGCAUGCCACUUGUGUAUUACUCUCACUGAGAUUAAAAAUGCUGACAGGACGAUGUUUCUAGACUCCCCCAUUUCCCUGUCGGGCCUGAUUGCCUCCGUGGUGGAUGGCUUCGCAGAGCGCUGCAUCGUGGCCCAGAAGUCAUUGCAGGCUAUGCGUCAUGUCCUGCCAAAUAGAGCUAGUCCCUCCACUGCCUCCAGUCACUCCAAGACAGCCCAUUCGACUCAGCAGCGACCCAGACCAGCCUCAGUGCCGUCUAGCCCUAGCUGAAAGCCAGCCCGAAGUCGAGCCACAUCUCCGGCCACCCGUUUCCGAAGUGUCAAGGACCUCCCGCCAAUCUAGAGCUGGACCCUGUGCAGUCCUGAAGGAGGAAAGGGUUAAGUCAGGUUUUUACUUCCUUGUCCCCAAGAAGGAUGGCAGCCUCAGGCCCAUCCUCAAUCUGAGAUGUCUGAAUCAUGCCCUCAUGAGACGGUCUUUCAGAAUAUUACCUAUGAAACAAAUCCUCAUACAAAUUCGUCCCGGGAUUGGUUUAUAUCAGUGGAUCUGAAAGGCACCUACUUUCAUAUCCAGAUAGCCCCCUAUCACACACACCAUUCUUGAAAUUUGUGUUUGAGGGUAUGGCGUACCAAUAUACAGUCCUUCCAUUUGGACUCUAGCUCUGCAUACUUUUAUGAAGUGUGUAGACGUGGCUCUCUCCCCUCUGAGACAGACGGGAAUCUGCAUACUGAACUACCUUGACUGAUUGGCUGCUUAUAGCCCAAUCAGAAUAGGAGCUGUGCGCCCACAGAUCCCUGUUCCUCAAUCAUCUUAAAAAACCUGGGCUUCAUGGUCACUUUGGCAAGAGUUUGCUGAUCUCCAGCCAACAAAUUUCUUUCCUGGGAGUGGUCAUCGACUCAACUCGAAUGCAGGCUUGGCUCUCACAGGUGCGCUUCCUGAAAAUCAGGAGCAUGGCACCCUCAAGCAAGGUGGGGUCUCAUCUCCCCCUCAAGAGGUUUCAGAAGCUGUUGGGCCUCAUGGCAGAAACUUCCUUGAUCAUUCCACUGGGCUUGGUUUCCAGGUGGAAAGUGGUCAUGACAGAAGCCUCCAAGAUGGGCUGGGGUACCCUGUCCAAUGGCAGAAUAGCCAUGAUAGCCAGGCGAUUCUGGCCUUCAAGGAGUUCCAGAUGGAACUCGGGGAUCAUCACAUCCAGGUCUGCUUUUGACAACAGGACGGUGGUUGCAUUUGUAAACCACCAAGGAGGUCUCAGGUCUGCACAGACUUGCAAACAGUCUUGUCUAGAGGUACUCUAGUGAAGUGGGCCCACUCCUCUCCUCCACUCCUCUUGGGCUUGGUCCAGCAGAAUCUCUAUCACGGAUAUCUGUGUGGCGGCCGGCUGGACUUCACCGUCCACUUUCAUCAGAUUUUACAACCUAACUAGAUUUUAGCCCUAGCAUAAUUAUGUGGUGUAAAGAAACUGGAGAGCUCCCCAGAACUAUUUUUUUCCUCCGGGGAAGAGUAGAGUUCAGAGGAGGCGGGAUGCUAGGAGGAAGUAUUUGAAGGAAGUGAUUUGGUAAACAAGACUGAAAUGCAGAGGAGAAGUAACAUUCCUCCUCUGUAACAAACAAGAGAGGUUUUUAGCAAGCACCUACAUUAAGCUCUGAGGCUGGACUAAUGACAUAAAUGGCAUACUUAAUUUAUUUUACGACCCACAUUAUGAUAGAUCUGGCACAGGGCUUGAGAGUAGAGCCAUGAAUUGCUUUAUGCUAGGUCAAUACUAGGGUUAGUGCUAAUCUAAAUUAGCAUGGGCUAUAGCAGGUCUUAGAUGAGAGUAUUGAGCUGCCUCCCCCAAAAGGGGUCUUUAAGUAGGAUGGCUCCCCUGUGGCUCCUCUGACAUCUAGUUGAUGACAUCUAUUGCUAGCACCCUCUUAUACCCACAGUCUCUCCGGAAGUGACAUCAUGGACUGUUGUCGAACAAUGAAUUUGUUGUGUGUAUACAUUUGCUUUAGACACCUGUCACAUUGAUGCCAUUCCCCAUAGCCUCGAUUCAGGUGCAGUGUCUUGUUGCUUUUCUCAGGGAACCAUGGUUACAGUUGUAACCCAAGACAGUGUGUUUUUUUUUUUUUUUUUUUAAAUACAGUGUCUGAGAGAGAUGCAAAGAUCCACAGAGAGACUACAAUAGAAUGAGCCACAGAAACUGAACAUGUCAGCAUUUCUGAUGUGUCUCUGACGUUUAUGAGGAUUGAGUACUGUCGGGCUGUUUAGGAUGGAAUGGCUGGUAUCAGGAAGAAAGUGUUUGCUGUGGGUUAUUAAAUAACUGCUGAAAUGAAUCUAACUCUAAUUUGUGUCACUGACUUGUAAACAAACCAUGGUCUUAAGCAGAAUGCUGCAGGUCACAAAUAACAAUAUUUGACCAAUACUAGUGCAUUUGGGUGAUUACCUGUUGCUUGAUAUAAUCAUCAACUUUUGUUUAAAAUUGCUGAUCAAACCAUAAGAAGGAACAAAACUGUACAGUGCAAAUACAUACAAUAUCUGAAGAAAAGUAUGUUUGUAUGGUUUGUCCUAUAAAGGGAGCAUCUGAUGAUUGAGUUUUGAAUUCCUUAUGAACAAUUCACUUGACCUUUUAUUGGUUUGCCACAGAAACAUGUAGGCUGAGUGUGCUUACUUACUACUCUCUCUCUCUCUCUCUCUCUCUCUCUCUCUCUUUCUCUCUCUCACACACUCACACACACACACACACACACACACACACACACACACACACACCCUUGACACAUAUAUGCUGUUUGAUUCUAAUGAGGAAGUUCUUGUUAUUAUUUCCUGAACUUGUGAAUGUUGUUUGCUAUGUUGUUUAAAUUCUCUUCCUCUCCCUUUUUCUUUUUUUUCCUCCUCUCUCUCCCUCCAUCUCUCUCUCUCUCUCUCUCACUCUCUCUCUCUCAGUUCUUCCCUCACGCUCGUGCUGGUGUUCCACUGACCCAUAUUUCUCUGGUAGUUCUUUAAAGAUACAGAGCCGCAGACUGCCUCCAAACCAAAGUAGCACUGACAUAAAAAAAACAGUGACAAAGCAAAACAUAAAAGAAAUUACGGAGAGAAAAUACAAGAUAGGAAACAAAUAAGGGGAAAGAAAGAAGCAAAUAAGGAAAGAGAGAGAGAGAGAGAGAAGAAAUGGUUUUGUUGAUCUUAUUAUAUACCCAAUGACUCAUUGCAUGAUGAAUCUAAGACUCCCUCCUUUAAUAGUUAUCAUCAGACUUUAAUUAGUCCAUUAAUUUUGGUUUUAUUAUAAUUAGCAGAGUUUUUCAGCUAUUUUUGCAUGAUAUGGCAAGCAACUAAAGCCAUUAAAAUGUUAAAAAUAAUGCAGAGCAAUUAAAUCUAUCAGAUGAGUUCAGUAAAAAUGCACUGAGCUGGUAAAGACACACAGCUGAUGUGUUUGAGAGGUUUAUCUGCUCUUCUGCCCAGCAGCCAUGUUGGACGGAGGGGCUUGAUGGAGGAUUCUGUGUUUGCCAUGGCAACUGAUACUGGUCCUGAGACUGUGCUUUCCAACAUCACACAUAAUUUCUGCUUUAACUCAUUUAGUGGAUUUAAAAGGGGUCCUCUAUAAAAUAUGUGUUUGUUAACAUAUGUUUGUGUUGACAGAUUUAGGCAUGUUUUAUCCUAUAAAAAGAGUCAAUUUAUUAUCUAAAGUGUCACUUUAUUUUAUUAUAAGCAUCAUUUAACUUUUUCAUCAUUUCAGCUCUACCAACUCUUCUGCAACAGACCCAGUUUCACCUUUUGCUGCAUCAGUGGAAUCUUUUGAGGAAACUACCUCUAAAAUGGUGCAGAAUAGUUACACAUGUGCCUCCAAAAGAGAGCUCAGCUUGUAAAUUUGAGCAUUACCCUGUCUAAUAUGGACAUAUUGCAGUCACUUCCACCAGCCACCAUGGUGACUGUUGAAUUGUCAUUGACUUUAAUGUAGAUGGGUUGCAUUAUGCUGUACACAUUUUUUUUUCCUGUCUAAUUUGUGAUUCUUUGAACUACCUGAAAUAGUCACUUUUUCCACAACAAGUGCUUUGCAUAGGCUAUAUCUCUCCCAUCCUGUUUACUAUGCUUAAGUUGUCUGUUUCAUUACAUAUUGUGUCUAAAAUACUUUUUUUUUUUUUUUUUUUAAACGUCAAAGCUCUUCAUGGUCUUGUAAAGAAACCUUGAAGUUUUAGAAAGGCACUAAAUAAAACAUUUAUUAUUAAUAUUAUUAUUAAUUUAUUAACAAAAAUAACAGUAAUUAAACAUUUUCCUGCAAUAAGAUACACAUAAGAGUUGUUAAUAAUAAUAAUAAUAAUAAUAAUAAUAAUAAUAAUAAUAAUAAUUUUAUUUGAUUAACUCGUGCACCACGAAGAGGUGUAUCAUCUUACAGGAAAUUGUUUAAUUUAUUUCACUGAAAGCAAGUUCUAUUGAGGCAAAUGUGCAUAUGCGAAAGGCGACCCUCAGCUCCAUAGACACACGGGCUGACAGCAGCACGUUAUUCACCAAAACCUAUAGGGCCGAAAGAACGUCUUCGCUCUUCACAGCGAUUGUUUAUGAAAAUGAUUUAAAAAUGAUUGUUACCGGGUGUUUAUGAUCGAGGCCGUCCUUGCAUUUGUGCGUCUUUUCUCUGGAGUGUGUGUGUGUGUGUGUGUGUGUGUGAGGCUGCGGGCGGUUAGUGAUGUCGUUGGUUGAGUAUUGAGCUCCCGUCUGACCUACUUUCUUACUUCGCAUCAGCACAGCGCUGUUUACAGGCGCUCGUGAGCGGAGGAUGUGGACCCGGUAACGAAAAAAACGUAGCCGAAACGCAGAGGCGCGUGCUCUCGUAUGCCACUUAAUCUUGGGAUUCUUCAGUUAACCUGUUUUAUGCAUAUUUUGCCCCGUGUCCGACUUCACAGUGGCUCUUUCGUGGGUUGUUUAUGGUGAAGGCAGGCUUCAUGUGAGAGGCGCGGACGAGAGCAAAAGUGAAGUGUGGACCUGUAGUCCUUAACGCACGGGUCUGCUGUUUCCACCACUAACUUCAUGGAGAAAGAAAGAAGUUUUGGAAGCCAUUUUCAGCUGGAAGGCAAGAGUCACGAUUAACGAUAUCUUGAUGAUAAGCUAGUUUUUGGCAUUUUAAGGACUUGCUUGCCAUAAGGACAUAACCUCAGCAUCUGUCGGCUGCCAAUCAUCAGUGGGGUAACACUGGCAGCAAGCCAUUUGAGAUUUGUGAGUAGUGGCUAACCACUUGCAUUAGGUGGUUAGCGUGUGCCGUCUAUUAGAAUUUCUGCGGGUGUUUUAAGUGUAGAAAACGCGAAUGGGACACGCUAGCCUUCACAGACGGCCUGAAUGGGAGAAGGAGUGAGCAUGGACAACCUUUCGGAGUUUGGAGGCCUUUGUCCGUCCAGCCGGAGGGAAUGGGACACAAGCAGCUGUGUGGAUGAUUUAAUGGACGAAGAUGAGAAGGACAGAGCAAAAAGGGCAUCCCGUAAUAAAUCAGAAAAGAAGAGGAGAGACCAGUUCAAUGUUCUCAUUAAAGAGCUGUGUACUAUGCUGCAGGGUCAAGGUCACCCCCGCAAGAUGGACAAAUCCACCAUCCUGCAGAGGACCAUUGACUUCCUGCAGAAACAGAAAGAGAUCACAGCACAAACAGAAUCUUGUGAGGUCCGGCAGGACUGGAAGCCUUCUUUCCUUAGCAACGAGGAAUUCACCCAGUUAAUGCUGGAGGCAUUGGAUGGUUUCCUAAUAGCUCUUACUACAGAUGGGAACAUCAUAUAUGUAUCUGACAGUGUCUCGUCUCUCAUCGGCCAUCUGCCGUCAGAUAUGGUGGACCAGAACAUUUUGAACUUUCUGCCAGAGCGAGAGCACGGAGAGGUGUAUAAACUUCUGUCAUCACACAUGCUCUUGACGGAGCCUUCUACUGUGGACCUACUCAACAGCAAUGAGACGCACGUCGAGUUCUGCUGUCAUUUAGCGAGGGGGAACAUUGACCCGAAAGAACCACCCACAUAUGAAUAUGUCAAAUUUGUUGGAGAUUUCAAGUUUCAUAAUAAUGUGCCUCUGUCUUCAUGUAACGGUUAUGAGCUGGCGUUCCCGCGCACACUGCAGUCUUCACUAGAGGAGCAGAUCUGUCUCGUAGCCACAGUGAGACUCGUGACCCCUCAGUUCCUGAAGGAUCUGUGCAACAUGGAGGAUGUGUGUGAUGAAUUCACAUCAAGACACAGUCUGGAAUGGAAAUUUCUCUUCUUAGAUCACAGGGCCUCUCCUAUCAUUGGGUACCUACCGUUUGAGGUUUUGGGGACCUCAGGUUACGACUACUACCAUGUGGACGACCUGGAGCUGAUUGCGCAGUGUCAUAAACAAUUGAUGCAGUGUGGGAAAGGAAAAUCCUGUUACUAUCGGUUCCUGACUAAAGGGCAGCAGUGGAUCUGGCUACAGACACACUAUUACAUCACAUACCACCAGUGGAACUCCAAACCAGAGUUUAUCGUCUGUACACACAACGUAGUCAGUUAUGCUGAAGUCCGAGCGGAGAGAAGGAGAGAGUUUGGAUUGGAGGAAAGCUCAUCUGAUAUGGCCACAUCCUCAAUCAAGGGGCAGGAGGUGUUUUUGGACAUGUGUCCUCCUUUGGAACAAACACGGGAGAGAAUCAGCAGCGCUCGAUCAGUGUCAUCACAAAGCUCGAGAAAAUCAUCGCACACAGCACUGUCCGACUCUGCAUCGAACUCAUCAGUGAGGUACACAGAAGCGUGCACGUCAUCACGGCAGUCUGCUUCCAUUGGUCCUGAGAAGAGUUCCAGCAGAAUGCCACAUAGUGGAUCGAAGACCCUGAUUCAGAGACAGAGCUCCUCUGAGGCCACGUCACUCUCCCCCUCCUGCAGUCAGCAUUCCGCCAUGAUACAAUCUCUGUACGGAUUCCAGCAGCCUCAGUUAGGCGUCAUGCAUCAGCUGAAAGAGCAGCUAGAGGAGCGGACACGCAUCCUACAGGCCGACAUCAAAACCCAACAACAAGAGCUGCACGACAUUAAAGAGAAACUACAACUCGCUAACCUACAGAUGUUUCUCCAGCAGCCGAUACAGGGGGAGUUCGCCGGUUCUGGUUCACAGCAGCAGGGUCCAGGCAGGCCGGCCCAACACAGCACACACCCCAAACCUCAACACUGUGUUUCACAUUCAUCACACACACUGCUCAGAGAACAGCCCAGUAGCUCAUCUGCUCAGGGGCAGCAGAGACUAGUUCAGACUGGACACAUGCAGGCCGUCAGUGUUCCAAUGCAGACACACACCAGUCUCACCACACCCUUUUACAGCAACCCAAUGAUGUUCUCCCCCAACCACGGACACAGAGCCCAACACGACACACACUGCCAAAGACACACACACACAGACUACAGCCAGGAUGGACAGCUACGUAGGAUGCUGCUAAACCAGCCAAUGCAGACGCUUGUACCAGACAGCAAUGGGGGGGCUCAGUCUUCCCAGUGCAGCUCAACUAUUCAACAAACCAAAUAUCCUCUGGACCAGCAGAUGAUGGCUCCUUCCUUCCCUUUGCAGCAGGUGAAUUGUAACGCUGUGCUUGUCCCGUCCCCCGUCUUCACUUCACCAAUCAUGAUCCCCCAAAAUAGUUUCAUCACCCAUCAGGCCACACCUAGCUUCACGCCUCACCCGCCGGCUUCCCCGCACGGCUUACCACUACAGCAGCCUCAGCAGUUCUUUCAGAUGCAGCCUCAGGGUCUGAUUCACAGCGCUCCCACUCAGGCCUUAUUCCACACCCCUAGCGUUCCACAGCAAAGCAUCGUGGGAUACGUACAGCCACAACAGCAACAACAGCAGCAACAGCAGCAUCAUCACUCCCAGUCCGGCAACCUGUCGGACUACAGAAACAUGCUACCACGGUAGCCCCGCCCCCCGGGAGAAGACGAGAGGUUGCCAGGAAAGCGCAUUGAGCAUUUAGCUCUGAAAGGCAUGAUGGGAAGGGACUCUCUCGGCAUAGAGGAAGGCUCGGUCCCGAGCCAAACCAAAUCGAGAAAGCCAAAGUCCUUUAAAGUUCCCAUGACAGCAAAUGAUGGUGAUAACGCCACGAGGCCCAAGGGCUCUGCCUGGCCUGGACUGCACACAGUGGAUGCUGGGAUAUGUAGGAGGAGCCCACAGGGGUGUGACCCACCUGUUAUUCAUGGAGACAGGGGUCACAGAGCAGUCGAGCAGAUGCUCCGAUUGAUAGAAAAAGGACAGAAAGUCGGAAGGGUUUUGGCACUGUAAUGUUAAAGAUGGUUGACGUUAUCUGGACUUUUUACAAACAAACACACACACACAAACAAGACAAAAUCAACUAAUCAGUAAUGCCUUGACAGAGCUUAAACUCAAUGCAGAGUCCGCUGAGUGUGCCGUCACAUGUUCUGUUCUCAAACGCAUACUAAAAUACUAACUAAAAGAGAAAUCGCCCCACCAAAAUGAAGAAAAAUACAUGGUCAUGAACUGCUUUUCACACAUAUUUCAUAUGUGUAUGCUGAAGAGUGGAGCUGGGCACAGUUCAGCGAAGACCCAAACAUAUUUCAAAAAUGCAUACAUUUAGCUUCUUGUUAUCAUGUGCUGAGCAGGUUCGGUCCCCUCCUGUUGUUACGUUAAAGCUAACGUAAGAAACUUGAAUCACGUUGUAUAUUUCAAAUAUUUAAGAAGAAUUUAACGUUCGCAUUAGGGCAAAAUUUUCCUACUGUUGAGUUCAGCUCAAUCCCUGUUACUUUUUUUUUUUUUUUUUUUCCCCUCUGGAUCCACUUUACUGUACAUAUAGUUCCUCCACAUAAUGUGUUCUGGAUGGUCAUAUUUCAGUACGUUUAUUUCGGUUUUCAUAUUUAUGCUAGUGUCUAGACUUAACUCCUCAAGAGAAAGCAUGUUUGCUUCCCUGAUCGAACGGUUCUUUGAUUUUUCUGAUGUUAAUGUGGUCCGCAUGUCCAUACAGUAAAGCUCCACUGAUUUGAUGUCAAUAUAAACAGAUGUGAUAAUAUUUAAUUUCAGUAUUACACAGGGAUGAAGCUCUGUCUAAUUCAUGCUUCAUAGAAGAGGGACUUUGUGAUUGUUUUACGGUGGUGGGUGGAAGUGCAGCAGCAGUUUAACUGUGAUGAACAAAUGAAGAUAAAAUGCAGAUUAAAUGAUUGAAGACAAUCAUACAUAUUAGGCCUGCAGAAAUGGAAAUGUUCUCAUCUGCCUAUGUCACUUGGGCUCAGUGUUUUACAAAUACGGUUCAAAUAUUAGUAAAAGAACAUGCACUUUUUUUAUCUUUUUUUUUUUUAUGGGGGGGGGGGGGUAUUUGGUGUAGACCAGAGGUGCCCAAACUUUUUACAACGAAGGGCAAAAAAAUCAAACUUGAUUGAGGGUCAAAAGUAAAAGUUGCAUUAUAUCAAACUGUUAUAUUAAAUUUAAAGUGUUUAAUCUUGGUUCCCCUUAUUUAUGAUUUCAUAGUAUCAAAAUAUUACUCUGCAAUCUAUAUAACUACUGCAAUUAUAUUUUUAGUUUAUUUACAAUACAAUGAAGCUUUGUAGUUUGUAAUGAUGUUUUUGUUUCUUUGUAAACACCAACUGACAUUAGGGCUGGGCGAUAUAUCGCAUGCAAUUGUCACGCGCAUUUCGUCUGUAAAGCCGGUUCCCUGAUUACGGCUAAAUCGCCAUCACCUGCUUUCAAAUGGAGCGGCAUUUAAUAGACAGAACCGUAGAUCACUGACAAGCUACGCAAUAUCGCGUUCAUUAUCGCAGAUUAAUCGCCUUCGAUAAUGAAUUAAAAUUAAGCUACUGUAAGUUCAGAGAAAUGAAAUCAAUGAUGCUAAUAUGCUAUCUAGAAUUAUUCACAUUAUUUUGAAGUGCCCACGGUAACAACAUGGUGCAUUAUAAAUUUUUGCCGGUACCGGCACGUCUACUUCAAUGGCAUGUUUUUUUUGUUUUUUUUUCAUAGGCUAUUUUUUUCCCCUCAUGGCAAAUCAAAGGUCAUCACGGGCCAACUUUGGUUUGGGCAUCUCUGGUGUAGACACAUAGGCCUAAGUGUAAGGCAAAGGGCAAAAUCAUUUCAGAUGUUCUGGAAUGUUGUGAACACUCAGACACACAAACAGGAAAAAAAAAAUCUGACAAUCGGAAAAUCUCAGUUUGUUUCUUCUUCGCGAGAACUUCGAUUUGCGCUUUUCUCUGUCCUGUCACGCGUUGCACAUUGAAAACUGGUGCUGAUUAUUUUUUAUUUUUUUAAACUAAGAACAUUCUUUACAAGAAAGUCUAAGAUCAUGUGCCCUUCUGCUUUAUGUGAGAUGCGAAUCGAAAAACAAGAAUGUGUGUAAUUUAUACUUAGAUUUUAGUUCUAGUCAGGUAUGUUUUCUUGUAUUAGCAAGAAACUUCAUAUUAGUAAAAGCCAAUGUUCUGUUUGAAUGAAAAUGGAAAGUAUUUUUGUAUGAAAAGAUCCUUGACAUUCCUUCAGUCAAAAGUGUGAAACUCCCCGACACUCUCAGGUGUGACAUCUUCACGCAGGUGUAGCUUGUUAAACUUAAGCUCAAAUCAGAUGAACUACACUCAAAAGAAGCACUCCAGAGAUUUUUACAUUUCCAAGAGUUCAUUUACAGCCCCAAGAGUCCCCAACCAUCUGAACCAUUUCUAAAUGUUUUUCAAAGGUUUGUGUAGAGUUGAGUCUGAAUUGCGUAACUGGUUCAUCUCAGCGUUUUGUUCUGCCUUCCUGGAAUGGCACUAGAAAAGACGAGGAAGAUGUUUGGCGUGUUUGUGUUUCAGAUGCUGGCUAGACGCAAACAGCACAAAGUGUGACGUGUCUGGGUGUUCUGCAUCAGUGCCUCCUGUUUAUCAUCUGCUGCUGCUGCUCUGAGAUUAUCUUUGGGUCUCACAAAUGCUCUUAAUGUCUGUAGACAUGAGAGAAACUACUCUUUGAGUCAGAUUUAACUUUUAUAUUUUAGUAACCCAACCUAAGAAUCCAUCUCAAGGUGGUAGAUGCAUUUUGGAAGACUGUUGCUGGUCUAAACUAGGUGGUCAUUAGCUGGUCAAAGCUGAUAAAACCAUCUAGGACCAGCAACAAACCAGAUAGUUACCAUUUUAGGGCGGUCAAGAUGGAUUUCGGAAGAGCUAGAAAACAGCUUAAAAUUUCCAUUAGAGUAGACUGAUUUUAAAAUGAGAAGGACGAAUAAAUCCAAAGGUUGUAAUUUGAUUCAGUCCUCAAUGUGACGCCAUUUUGGAGUGUGCAUCAUCCCCCGAACAAAACCAGCUGCUUCGUCCUUCAUUUAAUGCCCAUUUGCGGUGUUGUCAUGAAAUAUUUUGUCAGCAAGGAUCCAGCAUUUAGUCUCAAAUGUUUCUUGAGACGUUCACGUUUUUUGCUGUGUCGUUUGCACAUGCAGAUGUUUUUGUGUUCAUUGAUUGGGUUGUGAGUGGUAGAUGAUACCUGUUCUAACUCUCUUAUCUUCUUUCUCUUUUCGUCCUGUGAAACUAUGCUCUGGUUGUGGAUUUCUGCACUUUAUUCUUUUUCCCUUCUUUAUGUCUUUUGCUCUCUCUUUCUCUCUGGCCUGGAUUUCUCCCCAAAAGUGUCUGUUCUGAUGAGGCUUUAGGCCUCAUGAGAACAUAGGAGUGUGUGUUGUGAGUGUAUGCGUUAUGUGUGUUACCGGAACAUUUGACUUCAGGUGACAUGACUCUCGCCGUGGGUGGCGAGAGCAUCAAUGCAUUUAUUUUCUACCAGGUGUGGUGAUGAGAUGGAAAACCACACCUGGAAUAAACAGCCAUCUCUGCUGAUACUCUGCAGAAAAUACAUGGAAGAUAUUGUAAUAUAAGACACAAAAAUGUUUAGAAAAAUAUAGUUAUUUUAUAAGAUGUCAAAUAGAUGAAUUUAUAUACAGUGUAUGAUUUGAAAGUAAAAAAAACAGAGGUAUUUUGUAACAGAUUAAUUAUUGAAGUGUCUUACUUUGGGGGAUGUAAAGCUUUGUUUGUCAGUUCAGCGAGUUGAUGUUGCACAGUCAAUGAUGUGUUGCUUGUUUUCCCCCUUUUAUUCUUCUGUGUACAUAUACCAUCACAACAAGCUUUAACAUAUUGUUAAUAUUGUUUUAAAAGAAAUUAAUAAUAAAAAAGUUUACAUUCUGAAACA